AUGUCAUGGCCGCUCCCUGCUGGUCGUUCCGUUGCACUACAGUCAGCUGACUUUGAAUUUCGGUACCAUCUUUUUGGUCCGAAUGGCGAACCGAGCAUCUCAGACAUUCCUGGGGGUUCUCAUGAUGAUCUGCAGCCGGCAGGGAUGGCGGCGGCUGAACACCAGGUGAUUGACAGUGCGGCCAAUCCAACGGUCACCACCAUGGGAUCAAUCAACUCCAACGUCGACGGAACUGUCUCCAUCGCGGGUGUCGUCGAUGCCAACGCUGCCGACGCUGACAUCGUAGAUGGCAGCGUGACCGUCAUAGCCACUGUCGACGACAAGAAUACCGUCACCAACGUUAGUCCUGACACCGACACAGUCAUCGACCUCAGUCGUGAUGCCGUCGAUGGCCGGGACCAAGCGCCCACUCGCUGCAUGCAGGCCGAAUAUGUGCCCCCUUCGCAUGACGAGUUGUCUUCGGCACCGUUGCCUCAAUCUUCAGCCAUUGACACAGAGUACAAGCCGUCAACCGCGCUCGAAACACAAUUGACACCAUCUCCGAGUUCCUACGGAGACGGUAGAUUACUCGAACGUGGUAUACCCUCUCAUCCGGUGACAGCGCCUCUUUCUGGGCAGUUCGGAGAGGCGAAUCAGUUUCCUGACCAGUCCAUUGUUGGUUCACUGCCCCAGAAUCAGGACUUGUCCGGUGAUAUGCCUCCUAUGACGUUGUCGCUUGAAGCGAAGUUCCCCAUGCACCAACCCAGUCGUCCAACUCUUGGAGAGGAAAAUAACGCACCUCAGAGCUCUCAGGUGGGAUUCGCCAUGUCAAAUGACCCCGGUGAACUUUGUACACGAUAUGCACCGACCUUCGCGAGGAGCACCCGCGAGUCAGAAAUCCAACCUUCUUCUCCUUCGUGUUCAUUUCCUCCAGCGCCGCAGCUGAAGGGCGAUGCCGAUCCGUCUGGAGGGUCUCGAAUGUUUAGAGAUUCAAUGACAUCAACUCUUCCCAAAUCUGAGGUUGGACCGUCAUCUGCCUCCCCUCCGUGGACACCUCCCCUUGUUCCGGACACAGGAACGUCUCUCCUAUGGCCUACGCUACCUGGUGACCCAGUCGAUCGGGGGGACAUGUCCCAUGGAACGGAGUCUGACCCCCGUGUCUCGCUUACACACGUACUGGGAGAGGAACUUCGGUCGGUCCCAGCCCCAGGCAAGGAACCACGAUUCCCCCCAUUUAGUGAUCCUUCGGAGAUCCCUAAGCCUCUACGUAGCGACAUGCCGUCUUCUUUGGGUGUGGACGAAGAACUGCCGUUAAUAUCCUUUGAUGAGCCGGCAGCUGCAGGCAAGGGGCCACGAUUUCCUCCAUUUAGCGAGACUUUGGAGAUUUCUAAGCCUCUGCGUAGCGACGUGUCAUAUACCUUGGACGUGGACGAUGGACUGCCGUUAAUAUCCUUUGACGAGCCGGUCAUAGAGCUGCCCAUCGCAAACGAGCGGUCAUUGACAUCGGAAGGCGGAGGGUUUCAACCGGGUAUUUCUGAAACUCGAUCACCCACCGUCGAGUCCUGUUAUCAAGAUGAUAGGUCCAAAACCCCGGCCUGGACUGGUUUGCGCGGUCAACUGCUUGCGCUCUCUCUCGAGCUAAACGGCGUACUGCCCAAGUGGACUCAUGCGAGCAAAUCUCCUCCCCGUUCACCAACCGUUGACGUACAGAAUGAUUCAAGUCCAGGUGACGACGGAGAGUCUAGUGUACUAUGUGAUCCGCUCACGAAACGAACUGUAAAAUACUCGGACGACGUGACACUUUCACAAAAUACUUAUGAAAGUAUGCUGACAAGGUCACCAUUCAAUGGGUUGGACUCGUGGGAGCCAUAUGGUGGCAUGCAGGAGUCUCAGAUUACAAGUAUCGAAGAAGGUGCACUGUUGAACGGAAUCACUAAUGAAGCAGACUUCCCAUCCUGGGCUGGACUCUGUGAUCAUGUGGGAUUCACGAGUAACGUGGAUGAUGUUGAGAUGGACGAUGUCAAGAUGCACGACAAGCAUACCUCGAACAGCGACAUAAUGGUACAAGACGUCAUUGAUGCAAAAGCACUGCACAAGCAAUACAAACCGGUGGGCUUGAAUCCCUGGACUGGUGGAGAUCUUCCGGCCCACAUGAAUGAUGCUAUGGAGUACCGAAAUUCCGUUUCAGUCACCAGCGAGCGCGCAUAUCAUUCUUCGUCUGCGUUAGUGGAUGUCUCGGCAUGGAAUGGAAUCGUUCUUCACACAGCUUUCCAGCAACAUACUCAGUGUCGAGCACAAAAACAUUUUAAUGGUGAAUUUCCUAGCUGGAUAGGGAUCGGUAAUUGGCUUAAAACUGAUGCCUUACCUCGACUGGUCGAUAAUACAUCCGAUGUGCACAUCAGUUUUCCAGAGUGGAAUGGAUUUGACAGCCAGGUGCAGGUUUCAAGCAGAGAGACCUGUCCGGAUAACGAAGUUUCAUAUCAACACCGCCGUCAAAGUGGGGGUAUAGCCAUUCACCCGCAGAUGGGGUUUACACCUGAAGUUGCGAUAUCUACAUCUCGGCAAUGUGAGGAGAGCGACGGCUAUAUUCGCCCUCCUUCACCGAAAGAUAUCGAGAUGAAAGAUGCUGCAGUACCUGAGGACGAUGGUUCAGACGGGACAGCGCAGAGAACCGCGGAGCAACGUGACAGCAACCACCAGAGUGGAACGGCUCACGUAGACGACAUCCUGCGGGAAAUGCAGCAGAUGGAAGGACGUAUCACCACGAGGAUGAAUGCGGCGGUGAACGCAGCGCUGUCCCAAAGCUAUCCACCGCCGUUCAUCUUCCCUGGGCUCUCGGGUGCCACUCCGUCUGUCGGCGCUGGGCAAGGUUCGGAAUCUCAAUCUCAGGCCGCAAGUAGUCGACAUUACUUUCAACAGGCCAGUGCCGCCCCGGCUGCCUCGUAUAAGGCACGAAAGCUUAUCAAAGGAUUGAAGCUCGGGGGACGAGUUUCUGAACACAAACCUGUACAGACCAACAUCCUCAAGAACGAUGUGCGUGAAUUCGCGAUGCGUAUUUUAGAUCGUGAAAAUGCGGAAUCCCCAUUCCCUGACCCUCCAACCAAGACCGAAUUGGAGGACUUUGGCGAAACCGGAAUCGGAGGACCUACGGUCGAUGAUUUCCGCAUAGAUUUCAUCGGCAGUAGGAAAUCACGAUGGAAUCUACUCGCAGCUGAAAUCUUCGCUGAUGAGUUCCUCGCUUGCUCGUGGUACAGUUGUGAAGAUAUCGAGACAAUCCGCGAUGCAUUCAUUGUGCACCUUAAACAACUAAAGAAUCAAUACGAAGACUUGCGUGACCGAAAAGGUGAAGACCCUAGCUCCAAGAAGUUAGAGCGACAGAGCAAGAGCGAUCGCAACAGGCGGCGGAUCACGUUGCACGAACGUCGUGUGGAUGCAUGUUAUAAUCAUCCAGAUCUUGCAAGGUUCAUUGACGUCCUUGAAUUUAUGGGCAAGGAUGGCAUGAGUGGCGAUGAAUCCGACCAUUGUGGAGGGCACCGCGGAGGUCAACGACGAUACACUAUUGAAGAGCACCAUCUCAUGGGUUUGAAGGAGACCCAUAUCGCCCAUGGGGUGGUGCUCCGCCCACCUUUCCUAUCUGCCACAUGUACAGAGGCCUUGCGGGCGGUAGGUAGCGCGAGCUCAAAGGAGACCUCUAUCGCUCGCGCUGCCUGCGGCCUGCUCUCUGUCGCCGGCUUUUGCCUCGGAAUUGGCCAGCAUGAUGGGCUCCAAUGUUGCACAGGCCCCAGCAACGCCGCCAUGCCUUUGACGGGUGGUUUGGACUAUCGAGGGGAGGUGUUCAUGAGAGAGCGUUUGGAGGCAGUCUGGAAGGCGGAAGUGGGCAGGACCGAGGGGCCGGACCACGCUACUCCUGUUAUUGUUGUGCGGGGCCCAAACAGCCUGAGUGACGGCUCUUGUGCACGGGAUAUAUCCAACACAACCCCUGCUGCUCGUGAAUGCGCAGAUUCAGAAACCAACCUCGAUGCCACCCUCGGGGGAGUCGGCCCUUGCCGCACUGCACGCCGACGAGAUUACGUUGGGAAGAGGGAUGUUACUCGCGCUGUGGCUCGUGCCAACAAGAAAAAGGAAAGUGGCAUGCGCGUGCAGAGUACGACCUCCCUGGCUCAGAGGAAGAUGCCCGGAGGUUACAUCGGGAGCCGCGUCAAAUCAGAGCGCCCACUCCGGCCAGAAGUCAUCGAGUGCGCCAAUGGCAUGGCUGCAUACAUCUGUGACUCUGAAGGGCGGCUCGUCAUCUACCGCUCCUUCACAGGGCCGGCCACCUUCCACGCCAACUCUGUGGCAAUAGCCGCUGUAGAGUAUUUGCAACAGAGUGGCAUCAAGCCGACGUAUUCCGGCUCCAGUCGGGGAAACUUCCUCCAGUAUUAUUUCACCUUGCACCGGGACAAUCAGGUGAGGCCUCGCAUGUCUCUUUACUACCUCAAGCACAUCGACGUGGUGCACGAGCUUGGAAAACUCCUGCAGCCAGUGAUCGCACUCGUAAACGGUAUAUUCAAGUCUCAAUUUCCUGCUCUAUAUGCGCAUUACGCGGCCACUCUCGACUACGUUCUGCGGCAGGAUGUGGGCUUGGAGGCCCUAUUCUGCCCUUUUACUUCAUUUGCCUUCAACGUCGGCGCUGUGGUCACUUUGCCUCACCUCGACUCCACCAACUAUGGCCCUGGCUUGUGCUGUAUUAUGCCAUACGGAACCUUCGAUCCUUCGCAAGAUUGCCGAAUUGGCAUUGCAGAACUUGGUUAUGAGAUCGAGGUGGGCCCCGGCGUGCCCGUGUUCAUCCCAUCGGCCUUGUUUACCCACUACAAUACCCUUCUCAUCUCCAAGGGGAUGCGAGGUUCUCUUGUGUUUUGGACCGGUGGCUCGAUUUUUCAGUGGGUUGAACUGGGUGGUCGGAUGGUCUCUGACCUUUCAGAAGCUGAGCGUGAGGCGUACGUCAAUGGUGCAGCCGCUCGAAUCUUAGCUGCUCUUGCGAGGUUCCCUAUGCAUAUGUAG
This is a messenger RNA of Sparassis crispa, 5019 nucleotides long. RefSeq lists its product as hypothetical. The transcript is spliced from 16 exons. The coding region runs from base 1 to 5019 and encodes 1672 amino acids. The record is from RefSeq and is a predicted model, not a curated record. NCBI's taxonomy places the organism in Eukaryota, Fungi, Basidiomycota, Agaricomycetes, Polyporales, Sparassidaceae.